Molecule: messenger RNA, 8192 nt
Organism: Coturnix japonica (Japanese quail)
Lineage: Eukaryota; Metazoa; Chordata; Aves; Galliformes; Phasianidae
Gene: RNFT2
Product: ring finger protein, transmembrane 2
Biological process (GO): positive regulation of ERAD pathway
Molecular function (GO): ubiquitin protein ligase activity
Source: RefSeq, a predicted model, not a curated record
GCCGGCGGCGGGGCGGAGCCGCGGAUGUGCGUUGUGUGGAGGAGGCGAGGCCGCGGCCGGGGGCGGUGCGGGGCUGUACGUUUUGCUCUUUGUUUCACUGCAAGUUUCUUCAGAAGCGGAGGAAGGCUGCAGAGGGCACACGCUGAUCCACAUUACAGCUGGAACUGCCCUGUUGGAUGUAGGGCAGGCCAUGUUACCGUACAGCUGCAUGCCCUGGGGGGCUGCACUGUGCUGCAGAAGGGGGUCUGCCUCAUUCCUGCCCAACAUGGAGACCUGCUUGUGUGUGCUCCCAUUUGCCAUCUGAAAGCUGUUUCACAACUGUACGGAGAAACAUCUGCAGGCCUCUCUUGCAGAGAAGCAGAUGAUUUACACCAGCCAUGUCAGCAGCUGAAGAGGUUUCCCAGCUCUCUGGCUUGGUGGAUCUCUGCUAGUCACACUGGAAUCGCUGACUGGCAGCGUUGAUGUUGAGUGUGCUGUGUUUCAAGGUGUUGAGGAAAAUGCAGAGACGGCACAGCAGCAACACUGACAGCGCUCCUCCUGAAAGAAACCGGAGCCAAACGGUCAGUUCUGAAACCAGCGUGGAUGAAAGUGGGGUGUUUGAAAGUCUGAAGGCUGAGACUUCCUCACCACAGCAGCUGUUCUCUGGCCUGGCUGGAAUCCCCUCAGGGUCCAUCACAGCUGCACCGUUCCAGUCAGGUUUGGUCCUGGGCUCUUCAGCAGGAGGUGGGGAGGUGUUCAUUCAGAUGCCGGCCCCAAGGGAAGAGGGAGCAACCCGCACAGAAGGAGCCCCGUUUCACCACCGGCAGCAGCCCCAUCAUUUCCACCAUGGCCAUCACCGUGGUUCGUCCCUUCUGCACAUGGCAGGAGGGGACCGUCAUGGGCACUCUGAGGAAGGCAGUGAGGAGCAGGCUGGGACUCCAGCACCGGCGCUUUCAGAGCUAAAAGCAGUGGUUGGUUGGCUGCAGAAGGGCCUUCCCUUCAUCCUCAUCCUCUUGGCUAAAGUCUGUUUUCAGCAUAAGCUUGGGAUUGCUGUGUGCAUUGGUAUGGCCAGCACAUUUGCCUAUGCCAACUCCACGCUCCGAGAACAGGUUGCUCUAAAGGAGAAGAGAUCAGUAUUGGUUGUCUUCUGGAUCUUGGCCUUUCUCACUGGGAACACCCUGUACUUGCUCUACACGUUCAGCUCCCAGCAACUGUACAACAGCCUGAUAUUUUUGAAGCCCAACAUUGAGAGACUGGACUUUUUUGACCUGAUGUGGAUUGUGGGGAUCACAGACUUUGUGCUGAAGUAUCUCACCAUUGCAUUGAAAUGCCUCAUUGUUGCCCUGCCUAAGAUCAUCCUUGCUGUCAAGUCAAAGGGGAAGUUUUAUUUGGUUAUUGAAGAGCUGAGCCAGUUGUUCCGAUCCCUCGUCCCCAUCCAGCUGUGGUACAAAUACAUCAUGGGAGACGACCCAUCCAGCAGCUAUUUCCUAGGAGGGAUCCUGAUCAUCCUGUACAGCCUCUGCAAGUCUUUUGACAUCUGUGGCCGUGUGGGAAGUGUCCGGAAAGCACUGAAGGUCCUUUGUACCCCACAGACCUACGGGGCCCGUGCCACCAGCCAGCAGUGCAGUGAGGCAGGGGACAUCUGUGCCAUCUGCCAAGCAGAGUUCAGGGAACCUUUGAUCCUUAUGUGCCAGCACGUGUUUUGUGAAGAAUGCCUCUGCCUCUGGUUUGACAGGGAGAAGACCUGUCCCCUUUGCCGUUCUGUCACAGUAGAAACCCUGCGUUGCUGGAAGGAUGGCACCACCUCUGCUCAUUUCCAGGUGUAUUAAAGCCAACGCAUAUCACCCAACAGAAUGACCUGCAUGGAGAGAAGGAAGACCAGAACAUCCUCUGAUCCCAUGCUGCUAUUUAGUCACCUGCUUGUUCUCCCAGCACUCUCACUCCAACAACUGGUAGAACAUCAAUUGUUGGUAGCCAGAAAAGUCAUCCUCCAAGGCAAGGGAGAAAGGGAGAUGUGCUUCUGUUGUGGUGACCUCCAUGGCCAAGAACUCCAAGAACUUUCCUUGCACUUACGUGGUUAGAAACUGAUUGGUGUGUCUCCUUUUUCCUGCCCUUCUAGGAGAGGUAAACAUAGCACAUAGCAGGAGGGUGCACCACCACUCCCCACUGCAUGUGUGUGACCUGCUACAAUGGAAAAAAGCCAUCGUUCUCUGGCUGUAACUUCCUUGAGUUGUAACCUCAUAGUGUUUCACAGUCGCUGUUACAUGACUGUUGAGAACUCUUCCAAACCACUCUUUAGAGCCACGUUCCCAAAGACUCUUUUGGGGGUUGGAGUUGCGUCCCAGCGGCUGUUUCUGUGACUGAUUGACAAACUGUGCGUGCUGUGUUGCCAUCCUCCUGACACCUCCAGGAGCUCCGUGCUGGCGGAGCUGGAGCUGUUCCUUUCUUUCUUUGGGGAUGCUUUUCCUUUUUAGUUUACAUGAGGGGCUUUCUGAUUUCCUGACAGAUGGGGAGAGCCAUACGAGGCAAAGAAAGGAUAAAGUCAGGUUUGGUUUGAAUUUAAGGUGCUAGCCAGGCCAGCCUCAAACAAGUGAAGGUGCACCACGCUCCCGCAGCACUGUGAUAGAGCACUGCUCACUGCUUGGCAUUCCAACCCACCUGGUCCAAAAGCACUGUGCAGCCCAGAGCCUGGGUAGCACUGUUGCUAGCAGAAGGGCUGGGGCAUGGGAUACAGGGCAUGGGAUACACCUGCAGCAGAGCUUGGCUGCAGUGAGAUUUACUGGCUGGAAGCUGGGAUUGUACAGGAGCAGCUGCAUUGCUCCAAGAGCAAGCCUGGUUCAUAUCCAAGCUGGACUGCCCACCUGAGAGGUGCAGGUUCAUUCUAGCAGCUCCGCUUCAGAAAAAGCUCUUUAAGGAGCUGCCCUGCGCUGUGAACAGAAUUAGCACUCUUCGUGUCUGAGGAAGAGGAGAUUGCUGCAGUUUCCAUCUCUGCUGAGUGUGCUGCAGGAGCACUUGCAUGCAAAUGGAGCUGCUGCUGUUCUUUUGCCGGAGCUUUCUCCUUCAUUGCACAACCUCUGCUUUGUGCUCUUUGCCCACAGAAGGUGUCUCAUUAGGCUUUGUGGCAUCUUCUGUGCUCAUUGCUAUGGAAAUGGCCGUAAGGUUACAAUCCCACUUGAGUGGAUAAUCAGGAAGAGCUGUACCUGGGGGACAUGAGCCUCUGCGAGGGCACUGAGUGCCGCCUUCCCCUCCUGCUGCGAAACUCCACAGGGAGAAGAAUUAAAGCAAACAGCAGCUAAUGGUAACGGGAUUAAGGCUCAACAUGCUGUUGAAAAUAAUGGUUAAGUAUGGCUGGAGGAGAAAGGAGAGGCAGAGCGUGAGCAGGGAUACAGCCCGCAUCUGCUUUGAGAUACAGGGAGGAGGAACAGCUGUACUUUUUGUAACAACGCACUUUGAUUCAUAUCAAUGGACGCCAUGAAAGUGGAAAACCAAGGCAAGUUGUCCAGUGGCUAUCUCCAAUGGGAACAGACUGUCUGGGAUGGGGAGCUCUGGAGGGAAGCAAGCAAAGCUCUCAGUGCAACAGCCCAGUGUAUGCCUGCAAAAUGGGAACCACGGACCAUAGGGAUGGGAUGAUUCCUGUUCUAAUGACAGCUCAUGGAUUCUCUCAAACUUUAGAGCAGAAAUAAAAACCAGAGCCUUUUUUUUUUUUUUUUUUGCCACUGAACAGUAGUUUUUCUUCUUUUUUUUUUUUUUUAAUAAAGUCAUUAUAAAUAUGUACAAAGAGUCUCAGCAUAUGAAAUUCCUUUUACAAAAGAGAGAAGCCGCAUCCAACUACAAACAGGAGACUUUGUGAAUCUGUAUCAACAGCAAACGUACCCUUUGCUCUUGCUUUUCUGAGGGUGGAAACUUGCACAGUGCCUCUGCAAGAGCUUACAUCUGAGUCGUGCUAAACCAGACCUGUGCGAGGAACUGUGUACUCAGUGCAUCUCAUUUAUUUUGCUGUGUUAGAAAUGAGUCCAGGAGCAGAACGGACACUCGUCCCAAGGAUAGAAGCUAAAAGGGAGAUUUCUUUUGCUAAACUGGAAUGAUUGGAAAGGCCACGCCAUGAACGUCCCCAGACACAGCGCCCAGUGCAGUUGAGUGGCAGCUGUAGCUACUAAUGGGAGGAGACCAACAGUUCCAGGCCCAGACAGCAUCAGUGUCUGUCGAGCUCCAAAGUCACAUUCUGUAAACACUGAAAACUUUGGGAAAUUGAAGUACUGAAAGAAGAGCCACGUUUGGGAGUGUGACGGCUUUUGGAGCCGUAGGUAGUUCGCUAUAUAUAACUCAGCCUUCUGUUGAGAUUGGGACAGCUGUCUUAAAACAAUGUGUAAGAAAAUUAAAGAUUCAUACGAUGGGAGCCGUGUUAUGCUGUCUGACCAUAGCAGUGAUACAGCGUACAGAAGGGAACGAUCUCCUUUGGGCUCCAAGGCAGGAUGCUGCACGAGGGCAGAGCACCCUCUGUGCUAACAUGGCAGGGACAAGCCUGGCUGCUCAGUGCCUGCGGACGCAGCAACCAGCUGACAGCAGAUGUUUCCAAUCACUUUCAGCAGAAAGAGUGCUGCUCCUGCUUCUGCGGCGCAGUUAAGCCUCAUAUAAUUUUAGCACGAUAUGGAAACAAAACGACUUCGCAGAUCAGAUUAAGCUGAUUUAACAAGUGUUUCUGAUUUAAGAAAAUUGCUUGAGUAAUGGGCUUAGCUAAAUUGGGAUAAUUUCUGCAUGCCAACAUGCACUGAAACAGAAGCAGGAUGGGUUUCUCGCUCCUGUGGCUGUUAGCUCACUGAUGGCUGAUCUGCUCUGCAUUGCUAUGGAGCGGUAUUUGUCCCAGGCACGAGGCAGCAGGCACUGCCGUCCUGCACCAUGCCAGAGGUUGAACUCCCAUUCCCUAUUUCCUUACCUACCUACAGUAAUUAUCAGAAGGAAUCUGGAUGAGCUCAAUUCUGUCCUGGGUGUAACACAGCCAUCUGCAAGCAGAAUUCAUUCGGCCAAGUGACUUUACCAGGCGGGGAGGGCAGCUGACGAGCAGUGUGCGCUGCACCACUGUUUUAACUUGAACUAUGAAAUCCUGCUAUGUGAUGGGAGCUGCCUCGGUGGAGUGCAGCUUUAAAAAUUAAUAAAGACUUUUCUCACAGCCACAUUAUGCGGCGUUCUAUAUAGACUAUGAUCUCAUAACCUCCUCCUCCUCUGGCUUCGCACGUGCCGGCUGCUGAAACCCAAGCUGAGGGCUUUUUUUUUGUUGUUCAUUUAGAGAGCACAACCCAGUACUCGCGGAGGCACAACUGCGGAGCUAAUCAAAAUCAAUGACUUCUUGGCUGCUGUAAGAAAUAAAAAGACAAAGAGAGGAGAGGAGUGAGUGGGAGAGAGAGAGGAACUGUGCUGGUUUCCUUCCCAUCAGUAGCAGCUCACGCAGCCGCUGCGAUGCGGCACGAAGGGCACUAGGGGAGCAUACAGCGUGCUUUCUUGUCCAGUAUAAACAUCAACCAGGUUGAGCAGAUAUUUUUAAAAGGAUAAAAACACCCCUUUUCAAAAAACAGAGGCAUUCCAGGAUAGCAAUUAUAGCAGAAAACGUAAGGCUUUGACAAAUAGAUACCCUCCAGUAAGUAAUGCGGUUUCUGUACAGUGAGUGCUGGCUAUAAAGUGCUGGGAGGCUGUUCUCUGGCAAAGCUUGCUUGACCAGCAACUAAUAGAUCCAAGUCUCCAAAAGUUAACCCUUGGCUCGCCCUGAACGCCCCAUUCAGAACUACAAAAGUGAAGUCAAUCAGGAUGAAAACAGGACCGGGUUCCAUUCCUGCUCUCACGUACACUUGGGAAGCACCACGGGUUUGGCUGCUGUCCCAUGAGGGUAACAACAGGCACCGCAUCCUCAGCCAUUGGGGCUGAGUGCUGGGAACAACCAGGGAAGAGAUCCCCUGGGAAAUCCACUUUGUUUCUAUUGGUUUGCUUGUGGUUUGGUUUGUUUGCUCUGCAGAAAAGCCCGUCCGUGGUGAGUUGGUACUGAGGAACACGAGGCAGUCCCUGUUUGGUGAGGCUUCCCCAGAGUGUACGGCAGUACAUUUACCAUAGUAAUGCUACGGUAAGAACAGAACUAUCUCCUUCCUUUGCUGUGCUGUAAUGUUUCAGGGGAAUUGCCACCUGGGAGGAAUGCUACACGUCUCCAGGCUGCAGGCCUGGAAAGCCAGCAAGGCAGAGAAACCAACGCGGUGCAAACUGUUUGCACGGGAGAGAGAAGGGAAAAGGUAAUAAUGCAUAUUCUGGGUCAGAAGUUUAUUAUAAACAUUCAGAUCUCAGGAGCUAGUAAGAACUGUUAAGGGUGAGGGAUGUGGGAGAGCCCUCUCUCUUGCACUGAGAUGUGUAGCCAGCUCCCCUGGCUUUUUUUGCAGGAAACUGUAUUUUUUUAGGCUGUACCUAAUCCAGCAGUCACUAAUCCUUGCAGCACUGCUGAAAUCAGCUGGGGCUCCUCCUUUUGCUAGAAGAAUUCUUACUUAGAUCAGUAGGUGACUGAGCCGGGCAGGGAUGCAGGACACAUCGGGCCACAAGUGGCAGAACAGUGUUUGAUUGGUGACUCAUCCCUGCGGCUCUGAGGCCGUCCACACUCUAUCCACAGACAAAAUACACGUAGCUACAUGAUCCCUCCCACCACUGCACAUGAUAGAAAGUAGGGCAAGGUUACGCAUCAGGAACAAUCUAUGUUUUCAGCAUAGCCCUUCUGCUGUUUGGGAACUGACUCGGAUCAACGCUCCCCAUGAAUUCGUCUGCAGGUGCCCAAAACACAUCGGUGAAUAUUUGAUAAAGAGACAAUUUACCUUUUGGAUCACUUAGAAACAUUUCUCCUGCAGUAGUGACAAUCAGGAAGUUUAAGUGGGACAGAGCAGUUUGCUCCUCGAUUGGAUGCAGGUUAGGAAGUGUCGUUAAAAAACAAGGAACUUCCUUUAAAAACGGAAUGCUUCACAUCCCUGCAUGCCUUUGGAAGUUCCCCCUGCCACGCAGAGGUCAGUUUUGUGCUGCAAAUGUCUGGAGCUGGGAAAAAUGUUUCUAAAAUGAUGUGCAUAAGAAUUAGAGUCUCUUGCUGAGCCUAGAUGGAACUCUUUGCCCUGGAUCACAGGAGGCGAUACUAUUUACACCCCCAUCCAGGGGGUUCUGCAGUAGCAGACUUUGAUGCGGACACAGCUGUGACGGGAGCUGGUGUGUCCCUGCCACCUCAGUGAACGCUGCUUCCCAAGCUCAGAACCGUGCAAAGAAAAAGAGCUGCCCCAAAGAAAAUGAGUUGUAUAAAGUUCUGAGCUGGAUGGUUUGUUCUGUCUGAAGUUUAUGCAGAGGCUGAAGAAAAGAAAAAUAAAAUAGCACCUUCUCAACAAGUAGUAAUUUUUUUUUGCUCUUUUGUGUAUAAAUAUCAAUAACCAAAAUAGAUUUCUCCUUGUCCCAUGUUUCAGAACAUCCUCUUGGGGAAACUGUAGCACCACAGAGAGGCAAUCUAGCCCCGGACAAAUAGUAAAUGUAGCACCAGAGAAACAAAAACCAUAAGAAAAGCUUAUCUCACCUGGUGCUAUAGCGCUUAAUAUAUACACACACAAACUGUCUGCUGUCCGAGCUGCUAAGCACCUCUUCCCCCACCACCACGGUUACAACAUGCCCACAUUGCAGCAGGUAUUAUUUAACUCCAGAUGUGUAUCUAUUUUCUCUUGCUUGCUGCAUUGAAAGGGACACGGAUGCCACCAUAGACAAGGUGCACAGGAGACAGCGCUAGCAUUACAGCAGGGACAUCACUAAUCUUUUGACUCAGACUGCAGGAGCACAAAUGCUCAUACCACCAUCAUCUACAAGGAAUGUUGCUUACGUUCUCAACAAGGCAUGCACGUUUUAACGUAUGCAUACAGGAGGGUUUACAUUCUUCUAUAUAUAAGCAUGUAUGUGUCUCUGUUUUGCGGCUGGGCCCUUGAACAGCUCCUUCGGUGCAAAUCCUUCUUCACGUUGCCCAAAGCACUUCCAACAUCUUCCACUUCUUUCUUUAUCUCCACUCUUCACAGCUGCUGCUCAGGCUCUGGAUUCCCUGUAGGAAGAGGGGAAACAAUUUUCUCCAAGGGCACAGGGUUUUUCUCCAGCCUAAGAAAGCAAAAGAAUUGUGUUUGGUUUUAAUUAUAUUGAUGCAUUGCUUACAAUAAAAGCUCCUUUAAAAUUUA